GCCUGCUCCUUGCUGCUUGUAAUUGGCACUAAUUGCUGUACUGUGUCUAUAAAGCGAGCUAUAAAGUGUCUAUGAUGGCACUGUCUAUCGAUGAUAUUGAUGAAAGUACAGUCCUUAUACAGACAGAAGGCUUUGGAAUAAAUGAUGAAGAAGAUGAACCGUGUAUGGCUGAACGAACCAGUCAUAUUUCAGCCCGAGUACAGCACAAAGAACCACCAAAAGCAUCAAACAUGAAUAACCAGGUACAUGUCAAUAUAGAUCAUGAAAUCAUUGAAGGCACUGGAGAGAGUCGGGCUCAGAGAAUCUUUCGUUUUUGUCUCUUACCUUUCUUUAUUUCUUGUGUUUGCAAUAGAAUUUGGGCUCUUGGUCUGUUGAUAUUCAAUUUUUGUUUUGGUGUAACCUUGAUUGUUGCUACAGGAAUGGGUCCGCUAGCAAAGUGUGGACAUUACUUCACUUACACUAGUAUUGGUUUCAUAGCUAUGAUUGUUAUUGCCUUCAUCCUAUCUUGUCUGUGUGUUAGCUUUGCUUGCUGCAAGGAAGACAAUAUUAUAGCCUAUAUAUACAGCAAACACAGUAACCGUCAGGCUCGUCUAUUCUUCUUUGUUCUCUGUUUCAGUAUUGUUUUUCUUUUGAUUCUUUCUGUUGAUUCAGUAUUUAUUUUUAUGAAGUACCAGGAGUUUUCUAUAUUUGGUGAUUGCAAUGGAAGCCAAGGAUUAUUGUAUGGUCUUUAUGUCUGGUAUGUACUUGUACUUUAUUUUAUUAUUGGAUGGUGUAUAGUGGUUGGCAAAGCAUUAAUUUGUGGUGAAAACUAUUUUUUCUUUUUUCAAUAUAGUGAAACUGUCAUUAGCAUGAUAUAGUUAUUAUUGCACUUUGUACAUUUUAAAUUUUGUAUACUUUGUCUCUAAAUUUAUUAUCAUUAAUAAAACUUUUUAUAAAA
This is a messenger RNA of Amphimedon queenslandica, 937 nucleotides long. RefSeq lists its product as uncharacterized. Bases 72 to 857 code for a protein of 261 amino acids. The record is from RefSeq and is a predicted model, not a curated record. Lineage: Eukaryota; Metazoa; Porifera; Demospongiae; Haplosclerida; Niphatidae. The transcript is spliced from 5 exons.